Molecule: messenger RNA, 890 nt
Organism: Labrus bergylta (ballan wrasse)
Lineage: Eukaryota; Metazoa; Chordata; Actinopteri; Labriformes; Labridae
Source: RefSeq, a predicted model, not a curated record
CUGUGGGAGCGCUCACACACUGAGAGCAAGUGAUGGGAGACAAACUGCGUCCUUGAAGCGCGUGUCGCUCACCUGGCGAUAUUUUCAUAACAUUUUUUUGUUGUUGUCUGGUUUUCUUUUUUAUUUCAGAUUUUUGAUUCACCUUUAGAGAAAAUUAUUACUAUCUUGUUUGGAGCAGAAUUGGAUUGGCAGAAGGAGGUGAACGUCCGAUGUACACUUCAAUAUCAGUGUCAAUAUUGGCUAUAAUCUGUCUGAAGGAUUUCCGUCAUGGCAGAGGAGUGAGACGCAUUUGCCAAAAUGCCUGUUAGCUGGAAUAUAACUUUUUCACGGCGUUCCUAUGGAAUAUAGUCCGAUUUUACACAGUCUACAUGUUGUGCCAUCAUCCCACGUGAAAAACAAACUCUUUGUGUUCUGCAUAAUGCUGACCCUUUGGGUGUAUAUGAUUUAUUGUUGUGUUGGCUACUGCUCCACGAUGCCGAACGUGGCGCUGGGCUCGCUGAACAGACACACAAACGACGCAGAAGUUGACAAUCAGGAGUCCUCUCUCGGAGCGUCCAGGGACUUACUGAAUAACGAGAACGAUUUGGACAGCAGAGGAGAGGACUGGGAUGAAAUUAAAGGCGAGGCGAAGGCGUUGGAUGAUAAUGCCAUGUCAGGUUUCUUCAAUGAGUCGGAAAGUAAGAAGUUGCCGCAGGCGAUUAUCAUCGGGGUGAAGAAAGGAGGGACCCGGGCGCUGCUGGAGUUUCUGCGCCUGCAUCCGGACAUCAGAGCGGUGGGAGCGGAGCCACACUUCUUCGACCGCAACUACGACAAGGGGCUGGAGUGGUACAGGUACAUCAACCUCCUCAUCUUUCUAUCAUUAAAACACGACUCAAAAGAAGAAGAAAAAA